AGUGAGUGUCAACACGCUCCUAACGCAAUUUACUGCUUAUUAUAGCCUAAAGACACUUACAAUCACACGCCAUGAACAGAUGAGCAGAUUACCUCGGUAACUCGAGCUAAGCGUAGGAAAGAAAAGGACUGAGGUUUAUGUGGACCAAAACAAGCACGGGCACGCCUCUUACUACCAAAUAAACACUUCUGCCUGUGCCAAGUCAGGUGUCCUGCCAGGAGCAAGCACGUUAGAGCCGAGAGCUGGAUACAUUACUACAGAUUACUACACAACUGUUUCAUAGGUUUCUGCUUUCUGCGGGGCAGUGUUUGUUAUGGCCCGGCCGCAAAUGGACAGCAGGGUGGAUGGUCAGGGCCCUGCGUCACCGCCGAGCUGCAGAAUGGAGGUGUUGCGUUGGGACGCCCGGCCCAACGGGGGCACACAGACGGGCUCGCAUUCUCGACGACCACGCCGGACCAUAGCCACUCAGACCAACACUGUAGCACCACCUGUUAUUUCCACACAGGAUUCUGUAAGCACACCCAGUUCCCCACAACAGGAUGGUCCACUCAGAGAAAGCACAGGACCCGAACAGGAGUGGUUGUGUCCCACCGAGAUGCAGCAGCCCCUGCCCGAUUCUCUACCUGGGAGCAAUAGUUCCUCGUCGAACUCAAGCCGUAGAGGCUCUGUCGCUGAGGAGGAGCCCAUGGAUGAGGAACAAAUCGUGGGGAGAGUGGCCAUCCAGUUGAGGACCAUAGGAGAUGAGAUGAACGCUGUUUUCCUUCAGAGAAGGAAUGAAGUUGCACAGUGGCAGAACUGGAGAGGCCUGUACCGCGGCCUUGUGACCUUCCUGGCUGACACCAUCAGUACCCUUUACCAGCACGGGCUCAGAUAAACAAGACGGGUAUUGAGCACUGUGGGGGGGCGCUGGCGCUUUCAAACGCAGCCACUAAUUAACUGCACUGGCUCGGGGACAUUUCUGCAGGACCAGAAUGCACUGUGUUUUGGUUAUUAUUUGUUUGUUUGUGAUUUUUUUUUUUCAUUGUAAAUGUUGUAUAUAUUUUUCUGUUUCUUUUGGGAGAAGUUUUAUGUAGCAAGUGACUGAAGUGUGUGUCCAGUGUGGGGGCAUGUUGCAGAGAAAUAGGUCUGCCUCUCUGGAUCUCUAAGCUGUGAAGCAGAAUCGUUUGGAAGUUUCAUGUUUGUAUUUUAUUUUUACAAUUUUGAUCAGACUAAAGACUUGGAGAGGCUGUGAUGGGUCAAUUCGUUUUAAAACUUGUGUUUGGCCAAUUCAGUAGAAUAAAUUAUGCACCGUUAUGAUCUAAAUUAGAUUCAGAUUGUUUUACUCUUGUGGUACAUCCAGUAAUAUUUAGUUUAGUGCAUUGUGUUUCAUUGAGACACCAGUUUGGCCUCAAAGCAAUGCCAAAAAUCAGUCUGUCCAGGUCUUUAGGCAGCACUAAUUAAAAGAUCAGGUUGUGCUGUAGCUCCUCAGGCACUGAAUUGUUGUAUCUGUUUUGGAACAUGCUCUUAGCUGCCUUGCAGAGCAGAACUGCCACACAAUCAGUCACCAACAGCGCUGGGUGAAGCCUGGUUUAUGCUCCUCCUGAAGCACUUCAUGAAAUUAACUUUGGAAAAGUCUAGAACAUUCAUAGUUGAUCUAAACAAAGUGGUCCAUGAAACAAAUAGAAAUAAGUGCACUGUAGUUGUAUUAAGUAAAAGCACAGUCUUAAUCAUGAGGUUUUAGCAGGCCAAUCACUGUGGUGGGCUAUCAAUCAGACAUCAGACAUUGUCAUGUCAAAAGUGACUGUUUUGGCAUGCAUUUAAAAGCUUCAGAAUUUUUUAGAUGGAAUCAUAAGCCAGGCUUAAACGUCCCACUAAAUAAGACUAUCAACAUGUGGACUAGUCAAGUGAAAGCCACACACUCACCAUCACAGCACAAGUGUGGCCGAUGUGCCUUACUUUACCCUUUAAAUCCUGCAUGUGCUUGAUCCACCAGGGGCAAUCAUCGGACAGGGUAUGAGGGUUAAGGGUCAGUGCCUUGGUGCUCCCACCUGUAUCUACACUUUGGAACACAUUACAAUCACUCAUUUCAAUGAUUGGUCACCUCCAGUGGAGGUACUGGAACUGAGGCCGGAAACCACGCGGACAAGCCAGACCACGCGUUUUCCAAACGGCUGGGUAGCAGUGUUAAUAUUUGGAAUGAUGUAUAUGUAUAUAUUUUGGGAGAAAAUGGCAACAGGCAAGAAAUGGAAGGAACUGGCCGUUCUCUUUGCGAUUUAUUGUGUAUAUUUUGAUGAAACUUUAAGUACUUUUUGGACUUUUUUCUGUUUUAAAGCUGUAAGUCAGGUUGAUGAAUUUGUUUAACCUUUUGGACCAAUGCUGGCAGAAAGUAAGCCUACUUAAAACCACUGACUGUUUAACUGUUCACCAACAAAUCUAAAUUUGAAUAUACUGAGUUAAAAACAAGUUUAGUUUGCGAACAUUCCCAUAACGAUUAUUUAUCCCUUGAAACAAGGGUGUUAGCUAUUUAUUUUGAAUAUCAUUUCCUUAAUGAUGAGUUAAAUGUUCUAUAAAAUACUUGGUUAUAAAGCUAAAUGGUUUUUGUUGCAUCGUUAGGAAGAUUUUUUUAUGUAAACAAGGCUUUUAAAGAUCCAGCAGACUGAUGAGUGUAGAGACAAAAGUUUAAUUGUCCAAGAACAUACUGUUAAUCUUUUACAAAGUAUCUCUGUAACUAAAGCUAAAACUGUUGCCCUCAAGAAAUAUACAAACUAAAGCUCACAGGAGGCUAAUUUGAUUUGCUGCAAUAAGAAACUAAUAAAAUAAACUGAGCCAGACUUUCUACUUGAAAAUGAGUAUUUUAUAAUUAUUUGGAUAUGCAGGCUCACGGCAUUCAGAUGGUGAACUCUGUGGGGCCUUUUAACCAAACAGAUGCUUGCAUGUUGCCAUUGCUCUCACCUGGACUUCACAGGCAUGUAUCACCAUAGGUUUUGUUAGAAGAGCUUCCUUUACAAACCACUUGUGCGAUGUCUGUGGGUAAACCAUGUGAAAACCUCAUUAGUUCUCAUUUUCGGUCCCCUCGUUAUGUGGGUAUUGUAGCGCCGAGCAUACUGAGUGCCACGGGUCUCUGUUUUGUGACUGCCUUGUCUUAUGACUUCCUGUGUAAAGCAGUUGUGUAGGCCUCCACUUUCUGUGCCCGGUGUGUGGCUUCUUGUGGAUAGGUGUGUUUUCUAACGCACUCCUUUCUUAAGGAAAAGGCCUUAAGUGUACUGUGAACAUCACACUACACUCAAGCUCAAGUCAAUCGCAUUUUCUAGCCUUGUACAUUUGCCGUUUGGACUUUUUUCUAUGAAUUUUCUAUAUGAAUUUUGGUAUGUUUAUUUCUUUGCCUUUUUAAAAUAAAUAAAUGAAAUACGACAUUA
Molecule: messenger RNA, 3395 nt
Organism: Trichomycterus rosablanca
Lineage: Eukaryota; Metazoa; Chordata; Actinopteri; Siluriformes; Trichomycteridae
Gene: bbc3
Product: BCL2 binding component 3
Exons: 4
Coding region: 314-874 (186 amino acids)
Biological process (GO): positive regulation of apoptotic process; intrinsic apoptotic signaling pathway; positive regulation of release of cytochrome c from mitochondria
Cellular component (GO): mitochondrion
Source: RefSeq, a predicted model, not a curated record